AUGGUGCACUCUUGGGACGAAAAAUUUUCAGUCGAAGAUAGCGAACGCUUCUUUAAAAUUGUGUUGAAAAAUGCUCUUAAGAGAAAAGAAACCAAAAACAUUCGAUCGUCUUCUCAAAGAAAACCAAAUCUGAAGAAACAAUCUCAAGUCAAACAAACAGAAGGAAAAAAUUUUACUAAAGUAAUCAAGGACAAAAAAGGGACGCAAAAUAAAGACGACACAGUCAGUAUAACUGAAAAGUACAUAAUAAAAUCAUUCGCAAUAAAAAGUUUUGAACAGCAUAGUAACAAAAGACAAAGCUUCAUUGAAUCUGGUGAAGACAAUGAUGAUAUUAUACUCAAUGAGCAAAACAAGCAAAUGCACGAGGAUGAAACAUCUAUGAUAGAAAAGUUGAAAAUGUCUGAAAAGGAAGAAGGUAAAAAUCGAACCAAGAUAAACACAAAGAAGCGGAAACAAACAACUACAGAGAGUUCUUAUGAAUCUGAUGGAGAAAAGGAAGAACAAACGAAUGAAAAUAUUAGAAAGCAGAGUAAAAUCAAAAGACAGAGAGGUAAUAAUAAGGGCGAAAUAGAGGAAACAACAAAGAAAAACGCAGACAAUUUUAUUGACCUGGAAGAAGAAAAAAAUGAACAAAGAGACAAAAAUAUUAGAAAACAGAACAAAGUACAAAUAAUAAAAAGACAAAACAGUAAGGGAGAAACCGAUUCUGAUGAGACUGAUAAAGAGAUAAGUGAACAAACAGAUAAAAACAAUAGUGGCAUCGCCGAAAUGACAGACCAUGGUGAAGAGGAAGAAUAUUUAGUGAAGAAGCGACAAGAAAACAAUGAACGAUAA
Molecule: messenger RNA, 834 nt
Organism: Pectinophora gossypiella (pink bollworm)
Lineage: Eukaryota; Metazoa; Arthropoda; Insecta; Lepidoptera; Gelechiidae
Product: origin recognition complex subunit 1-like
Exons: 3
Coding region: 1-834 (277 amino acids)
Source: RefSeq, a predicted model, not a curated record